Malania oleifera is the source of this 733-nucleotide messenger RNA. Its product is annotated as protein RADIALIS-like 4. The coding region runs from base 208 to 474 and encodes 88 amino acids. NCBI's taxonomy places the organism in Eukaryota, Viridiplantae, Streptophyta, Magnoliopsida, Santalales, Ximeniaceae. The transcript has 2 exons. The record is from RefSeq and is a predicted model, not a curated record. Gene Ontology annotation, molecular function: DNA-binding transcription factor activity.
UUUCCCUCUUGUGGGUUCUUUUGCUUUAGCAUUUCAAACAGAAAUUCCCACCUCCUAUACAUAUUCCUCACCUUUCAUAUAUAUAUAUAUAUAUAUAUAUAUAUAUAUACAUUACACACACAUCAAUCCAAGUCCUCUGCCUAUCUCUUCAUACCCAUUGACCAUUGUCUUAGAAUUUCAUCUGGAUCUUCUGCAGUUGGCGUGUUAAUGGCGUCCAGACAUUGGACUUCGGAGCAGAACAAGCAAUUUGAGAAUGCGUUGGCUAUGUAUGACCAGGACACCCCUGACCGCUGGCAAAAAGUAGCCAAGGCUGUGGGGCACGGGAAAUCUGCAGAGGAGGUGAAGCAUCAUUACGAGAUCCUCCUGGAGGAUAUCGGGAAAAUUGAAUCCGACCAACUCCCUUUACAGUACUACAACACCACUGGCAGCAACAGGAGGAUUUGUGGACGAACAGAGAAUCUAAAGAUCAACUGAAGAGAAAGAGGCAGCUAUAUAUAGCACGUACAAUUACUGUACGAGAAGAAGAAGAAGAAGAAGAAGAAGACAUGUAUAGGUGCAGAGUUACCAAUUGUAAAUUACAGAAAGUUAAUGUUGAGAAUGCAGUUAGGAGAAAUCAGUAGCAGGUUUGUUGUUGUACUUUCAAUUGUUAAUGUAAUGGUUUCUCAGGUUCAGAGAAAUAAGGCGAGUACUGUUCUUGUUUCAGUGUUAUCUCAAUAAUAGAUUAAGGGUUUGU